Molecule: messenger RNA, 609 nt
Organism: Pipistrellus nathusii (Nathusius's pipistrelle)
Lineage: Eukaryota; Metazoa; Chordata; Mammalia; Chiroptera; Vespertilionidae
Source: the annotation of a GenBank genome assembly
AUGGCCCUCCUGCUCUCUCUGCUCACAGCCCUGGUGCUGCUCAGCUCAGGCCUUGGUGGAACUCUGGGCUGUGACCUGCUUGAGGACCACGUCCUGCUCAGCAGGGAGACCUUAGUGCUUCUGAGACAAAUGAGCACCAUCUCCCCUCUCUUCUGCCUGAAGGACAGACAGCACUUCCGAUUCCCCCGGGCAGCGGUGGAUGGCAGCCAGGCCCAGAAGGCCCAGGCCCUCUCUGUGCUCCACCAGAUGCUCCAGCAGAUCUCCGACCUCCUGUCCACAGAGAACUCCUCUGUCCCCUGGAACACGACCCUCGUGGACCAGCUGCGCACAGGACUCCAUCGGCAGCUGGAAGCCCUGGACACCUGUUGGGCGCGGGAGAUGGGAGAGGAGGGACCUGCCCUGGCCACGCAGGGCCCCGCCCUGGCCACGCAGGGCCCGGCCCUGGCCUUGAAGAGGUACUUUCAGGGCAUCCGUCUCUACCUGAAGGAGAAGCAAUACAGUGACUGCGCCUGGGAAGCUGUCAGAGUGGAAAUCAUGAGGUCCUUCUCCUCAACAAGAGCCUUGCAGGAAAGGCUGAGAAAUGAGGAUGGAGACGUGGGGUCACCUUGA